AUGACAGACAGACCCACGAAGCGAUACAACCUGCGGCCUCGCGUCUCCACCGAAGUUGGCAUCGCGCGCGAUGGUCCUAGUGGCCUUCAACCCUUCCGCUUCGCAGAUCUACCUGCCGAGAUUCGCAAUGAGAUCUAUAAUCUCACCCUGACAACGGACGAGCAGGUGCACCUUACUAUACGUCAGAGGAAAAGAAAGCUUGUGGUUGUUCUCGAUGAGGACUAUCCACUUGGCCUCAACCCGAAAUUACUACUUGUUAAUAAGGCGAUCUAUGUCGAAGGCCGCCCUAUCUUGUACGCAAACAAGUUCUACUUAACUGAUCCGGACACGCUUUUUACCUUCCUUAGCAGCCUUUCCGCAAAGUCUAAAUCAUGGAUUCGGGAUAUAACAUUCGACUUUGAGAAUCCUCCAUUUUGGAACGCGCGCAAAGAUGAGGAGUUCGAGUACCUCCAUUAUCUUCGGCCCGCUUUUACAGCUCUGAUUGGAACGACAAAUAUGAAGCACCUCCACCUGCACUUUGACGCGAAAUCGUAUGAGCGGUAUACGGGAGAGGAGGCUGACUUAUGUACGGAGGAGGAGGCUGACUCGGAUAUGGAGUACAAGGAGGAUUUUCCUUCGAAAUUCUAUGAGGAUGCUUACCUCUGGCUGGAGGAACUGGUUAGGCAGAAAGGCAGCAAGGAAGAGGCUGUGAAAAUGAUUGACAUUUCACUACGCCUGGAAGAUGGUCACAUUAUAGGCAUAGACUCUCGCAGCACUUCGAUACUCCACGAGCGGCUGAUGCAGUACCUUUCCUAG
Lasiodiplodia theobromae is the source of this 795-nucleotide messenger RNA. RefSeq names its product Hydrolase. NCBI's taxonomy places the organism in Eukaryota, Fungi, Ascomycota, Dothideomycetes, Botryosphaeriales, Botryosphaeriaceae. The record is from RefSeq and is a predicted model, not a curated record. The coding region runs from base 1 to 795 and encodes 264 amino acids. The transcript has a single exon.